AGAGAGCCAUGACGAAAGCAGCAAUGACAGUUCUAUGUCCUAAUGAUGAAAAUAUUUGAAUUUUAGCUUCUUUUGUGCGAUUUGGCAUAUGUAAAAUCACAAAAGGUUUUCGUCACAGUUUCUAUCUAAGUUCCCGGCUGGUUGUUAAAUAAGAAAGCAAAGAAAUGGCAGAUACAUUCCGUCUUCAGAAAGUGUUAGAUGCAUUCAGAUCAUGUCUGAAUGAAAAUAAGGAGGUUUACAUUAAAUAUUAUAUAGUAGGAUGGCAAGAGCUGGUCAGCUUCAUGAACAGUUUGGGGAACGUGUUUUCCUUCAUCUCCAAGGAUGUGGUCAGCAAGAUACAAAUCAUGGAGAACUUCCUUUCGGGUGAAAAUGGGUCCCAUUAUGUCACCGUCCAGUCCAUGGUGAAGUUUGAGCUGGAGAAUGACCUAGUGGACCUCACCAAAAGGGAAAACCACCCAGAAUCCGGUUGUCGCACUCUUCUGAGGCUACAUCGGGCUCUGCGCUGGCUCGAGCUUUUCCUGGACAGACUGCGGACCAGCACAGAGGAGAGCAAGACUUCUGUCAUGUGUUCUGAUGCUUAUAAUGAGUCUCUGGCUCAUCAUCAUCCCUGGCUCAUCCGCAAAGCUGUUGACAUGGCGUUCUGUGCACUUCCAGGGCGUGACACAUUCUUUACUGUAAUGAAUGCAGGUGAUCACACGCAGGUGGUUGCUCUGUUGGGAGAGUCUUUGCCUCUCAUCUCUGAAGUGUACCAGAUCACAGAAGACUUAUAUUUGAAGAACAACCUCCUUGAGUUACCAUAGAUGGAUGACAUAUGUGGUUACACACCCACAUACAUAUAAUUCAUAGUACAUAUAGCACGUGCAUUUGAUUUGCCCAGGAGACCUUUACAAGGGAUCUAUGCAAAAUGCAUAUAAAUGCAAACAGUUUUAACCAGGGUUGUGCUUAUUUCACUUACCAACUACAGUACACAUUACUUACACAGAUAUUUUCUGUUAGCCGAGUGAGCUGUAUUUGAACAUAUUUGUAAAUUAAGGGAACAAUAUGAAAUCAUAAUUAUUUUUUUUAUUUAAAGGUGAAAGAUGUACAGUACAUGACAUGUAUUUAAAUUAUAACUGACACUACAUUACAUUUGAAUUAGAAAUACUGUAUAAUUUAAUAUAUUGGAAAUGUUGUUUUUUCCACUUAAUUGUUUGGUUUUACUUGUAUUUUCAGUUCAUUUUAAUGUAUUAUAUCAGCUGAAAACUACAAAGGGAGAUGUAAAGCUUUAUGUAAUGCAAUAAUUAAAUGUAACAUUCGGAAACAAAAAUUACGUUUUAUUCAUGAUUUUCUCAUUCUCAUAUUAUGUCUCACGUUUAGAUGAAACUACAGUGUAUUCAAAGCAUUGACUGAAGAAUGAGCACAGAUGCAUUGUUCACAAUAAGACCAGCAACAUAAAUUAAGUAAAUAAAUAGGAUCUAUUUUAAGUUCAUGUUGACUUUUAAGUUAUCGUUUUCUUUUAAGUUAGACUUUUAAAUGUCACCAAAUAGUAAGUCAUGAUGGCUGACUAUUUUAGAAUGUAAUUGUAAAUCCAGGACAUCAAGAUGCGGAAAUAUCUAAAAAAUUCCCAAGUCAUAAUAGUUAUGACAUUGAUAAAACUGUAUUUUGCUUAAACGCAUCAGUGGACUCAAAUGAAAAGCAUAUCAAAUGCGAUCUAAGGGAUCUCAAGAUGUGUUUAAAGAUUGAGAAUUAAACUGUAUUUAACUUGAAACAGUGACCUAAACACUAAUUAUUUUCUUGUAGAGUGAUUUAAUUGUGAUGUCGAUAUAUUCUGUACAUUUUGUGGUCUGCAGGAGGAAACAUUUUUUCAUUUAUUUUGGAGUUGUCCCUACUCGACUUGUUUUUGGUCUGAUUGCUGCAAGAUUUUUAGAGAUCAUGUUAUUCCUAGCUUUCAACUUUGUUUUGAAAAUGUUUUAUUCGUUUUUUUAGCUAUGACAUGUCUCUUCAUAAGGAAUAUUAUUUGAUUAAUGUUCUGCUUUUGUUGGCAAAGUUUAGUACUCAUAAAUGUAAGUGUGGUGGUUAUAAACCAUUAGUUUGGUUCAGCAAUACCUAAGAAUAAUUUCCAAUUUCAGUAACAAGAAAGCUGUAAAGGGUAUUGAAAUAUGUAAACAAUUUGAUAUUUUUAUUACCGGUAAACUGUUUAUUUAUUUAUUUUCCUUUUUAGUUGUUGUUUGUAUUAAUAUACCUCUUGGCUCUAGAUGUAAAAGUUAUAUAAUGUCUGAAGCAGGUGUAAAUUGACGAGUCCUUAAA
Molecule: messenger RNA, 2286 nt
Organism: Xyrauchen texanus (razorback sucker)
Lineage: Eukaryota; Metazoa; Chordata; Actinopteri; Cypriniformes; Catostomidae
Gene: cptp
Product: ceramide-1-phosphate transfer protein
Exons: 2
Coding region: 165-800 (211 amino acids)
Biological process (GO): intermembrane lipid transfer; ceramide transport
Cellular component (GO): cytoplasm; cytosol; membrane
Molecular function (GO): ceramide 1-phosphate binding; ceramide 1-phosphate transfer activity
Source: RefSeq, a predicted model, not a curated record